Molecule: messenger RNA, 1483 nt
Organism: Trametes versicolor FP-101664 SS1
Lineage: Eukaryota; Fungi; Basidiomycota; Agaricomycetes; Polyporales; Polyporaceae
Exons: 6
Coding region: 1-1476 (491 amino acids)
Source: RefSeq, a predicted model, not a curated record
AUGCAGCCCAUCGAGUACUACCAAAUUGGUGGUUUCAGAGCGCACCUGAAAGACAACUCCAAUGAUGCUCUCACCGCGAAGCUAAUGAGAGAUGGUGUUGAGGCGGAUUUUGUACUAGGUAUACAACCUUGCGGGGCGUCCAGCCUGCUUCUGCCUUGCACGAAAUUUACCAGGCUGCAUCUUGGAAGACCGCGCGAUCCCCCGCGGUACGCGUCGGAGUACGAGUCGCUCUCCCCGAUCCAGUUCGCUACCAAAAGAGACCUGAGCGCCAAGUUUGCCAUGCUCGUGUCGAACAAGAAGACUACCGAUGGGAUACCACGCGACCGGAGCAAGGCAAACACUGCGUACACUGUCGGGGGAAACUAUCUCUCAGAGAUCGGGAUAGCGCGGUCGUCCUUUGAGCACCAGAGGGUGUUCUACAGACUUUGCCAGAGUACCAUCGAGAGGCCGAUUGAUUACGCCCUCAACCUAGCUCCCUGGUUCAAGAGUGUUCGCAUGUUCUCACUCGCAUUCAACACCUGGGCGUCAGAUACGCGGUCGCUACCUGAGCGAGAAGAGGAUCCCCAAGUACUGGAUGUCGGCUGGACGGAGUUCGUUGCGCCUAACGACUCUGCCGACCUCACUGCGCUGUCCACAUCCCACUACGUAAUCGAAGAGCAGCGAUUUCUGGGCAACCCCGGCAGGAAGAAAUUGUCGCUUCCAGAUAUUACCCAGAGCAUGACACGGGCGACUAUCGCGACUCUUUUGCAAGACGUGUUCGCACCCUCACGCGAUGGAGCGCCGAAACCGCCCAUGAUUCUCCUCGUUCAUGACGCCAAGAUGACGCGUUGCGUUCUAAAGAGCUUUGGCGUCGACACUUCCCAAUGGAGGGCUGGGAUCAAGGACUUGUUGUACUUCCCAGACGCCCGUGUCACCCCGAGACAGACCUCGUACCAUGAAAGCAAGCGCGACGUCCGCGAUUAUUCUGCGAAGUGGAAACGCGAACGGUCGCGUUCGCCGCGUAGAUCGAAUGCUGCGAGUUAUCCUCCCCGUCCGCGAUCUCCGCCGCAGCCCCAUGCGCCGCCGCCUGUGUACCUAGUCGACGUCCAGCAGAUGUAUCAAAACCUCAUGCAGGUCCCGAAGAACGAGUCAAUCAUGGCGCAUGCCCUUAUGUUUGCCGUGCGCGAUACUGCCCCGGUAAGAGGAGAGGACGAUACGGUCAUCUACGAGGAUGUCGAUCCUCAGAGCUGGCUCAUUGGAUACGUUUGGGAAGAGAUGGCGAACUCGAUCGCGAUCGACGAGCAACGCGCGUCACGACAUCUGUUUUCCAAGGAGGAACUGAUCGAGGUCUACCCGGGAGCACCUGGAGGCGCAGGAGGGGACGACGACGUGGAUCCGAACGAUAUAGUGCAACCCGGAGCGCACUCCGGAAACCCCACGCCCGCGCCGAAGCCGGUGGGCAUGUACGAUUCCGCGUCGGAGGACGAUGAGUGGUGAGAUAGCG